AUGCCUUCUUCGGAGCCGUCGUUCAGUGCCUUCCGAGAGCGACUGCUCUCUGAAACCGUCAAAGAGCGACUGCUCUCCGAAACCGAUGAUGUCGCAGAUCUCGGGGCUCCCGCGGGGCUGGGCAGCAGAGCCAACUCCUUCAUCGUCCGGACCAAGGAGAACUCCACCUUUCGCCCCCUCACGGCUGGGGGUGUGCGGCAAAGCAUCCUGGUCUUGGUGCAGACAUCCCUCGGAGGAGGCAUUUUGACAAUGGGCUACAUGAUGAAGCUGGCCGGCUUGGCGAACGGACUCCUCUUUUUGCUGCUGGCAGCCUUUGUUGCGGCUGCAAGCAUGGAAGUGUUGAUGAAGAGCGCGGUGAUGUUGCACCGCUACACCUUGGGAAGUCUUCUUGGUUACGUCUUUGGAAGGAAGAGCGGCGUCCUUUUGGACAUGAUGCUUUUCAUCUACGGCAAUGGCACGCUGAUCCUGUACUUCGUGUUCCUAGGCGACUUUAUCCCGAACAUUUUCCAGGCCGUGAUGGGAGGAGCGGAUAGCCCGCCUGCAGAGCAGGAGAAGCUUCGGACCUACUGCGUAGUGGCCGCAAUGUGCACCGUGAUGCCGGUGAGCCUUUUCCGCGAUCUCUCCAUGCUGAGGGUCCUGUCACCGGUCAUGGUGAUCGGCAUCGUCUACACCGAGCUUGUGGUGCUGAUCAAGUGCUUCACAUCUGAAAGGAGCCAUGUGGAGAUUCGUGAGGUGGAAUGGAGUUUCUUUCCGAACUUGCAAGCCUUCAGUCUAUGUGUCUUCGGCUACGUGUGUCACAUGAACGUGACGCCGGUGGCCAAGGAGCUCGAGAGCCCCUCGGACCGGCGCAUCGAGAAGGUCACCUUCCGAGUAGUCGUGGUGCAGUUCAUUAUCUACACGCUCCUUGCAGCUACCUCACCUUCGGCGAGGGAACUUUGCCAAACCUCCUGCAGAACUAUCCGGCUGACGACUGGGCAGUGCUCGGAAGCCGCGUGA
This is a messenger RNA of Effrenium voratum, 996 nucleotides long. NCBI's taxonomy places the organism in Eukaryota, Dinophyceae, Suessiales, Symbiodiniaceae. The record is from the annotation of a GenBank genome assembly.